Messenger RNA from Suhomyces tanzawaensis NRRL Y-17324, 6218 nucleotides. RefSeq lists its product as uncharacterized. NCBI's taxonomy places the organism in Eukaryota, Fungi, Ascomycota, Pichiomycetes, Serinales, Debaryomycetaceae. Gene Ontology annotation, molecular function: histone demethylase activity; DNA binding. Gene Ontology annotation, biological process: chromatin remodeling. The coding region runs from base 146 to 6007 and encodes 1953 amino acids. The transcript has a single exon. Gene Ontology annotation, cellular component: nucleus. The record is from RefSeq and is a predicted model, not a curated record.
GACAAUAUUUUACAGAAACAUAAUCGGGCUUGCCCAAUAAAAUACAAGUCACGUGACCCACACUGCCAAUAUGGACUUCAAUUUUUCUGCCUAGUUAAGCACCUCCAUAACCAGCCUAUGCUCUGACGCCAGUCAACCGUGCAUUAUGUCCAUCUUUUCAGACGAAAUCGAACCAUCGAAGCUACCACAGUCGUCCCGCUUCUUCAACCAAACAACUUUACCAGAUUUACGGACCUUCUUGCUCACAAAGAACAAUAAGCCGCUUGCAUUCAAUGGACAGCAUUCCAAUAUAACGUAUAACCCCUACAACUUUCCCCAACUGAAGACCAAAGCUAACUUCCCGUUGGACUUCUUUCACUUGCCCAACAAAAUCCACCUCACUGGGUUGCCAAAUAGCGAGAAUCCAGAGCCUGAGAGCAUACCGUCCUACAAGCUAGAUGACAACCAAGCCAAAGAUCCCAUUAGGUUUUUUGAAAGCGUUGCAGAAGAAGCCAGGAAUUAUGGGGCCAUAAAAGUGAAGAUUCCUGUAGUCCAGGAUAAUCUUUUACGAUCUAACUUCCAAAUCAACUCCGACUUGUUUUGGUUUCAAAGUAACAAGUUGUUGAACAAUAGCCACCAAGAUGAGUUAAAGAACCGCUUACAGUUUCACUCGGAGCUCAUAAGGUUUCACAUGAGCGAUGAAAAGGAACCAGAUCAACAGAGUACCCAGGAUGAACAGAUAACUCGAGAUGCUACGACUGACAUACCAACGGACUCACAAUGUGAGAAAGAAAGUACCGAAAGUGUUCAGAUACCCGAUUUAAACGCCUCAGUUUCCGAGAAGAGCUUUAAUGGUUCAGAGAUUCUGUUGUCCAAUGUGCCAGUCAUAGAUGGCGUAGAAACUCCAGAUGCCCCCCUUCACGAUCUUACGAAAUCUUCCCUUGCAGCUGCUGAAUCAGCCUUAAAUAAUACCGAUGCUGCAGAUCCAAAUGUUCAACUCAGUGUUGCCACAAAUGGCGAUGAGUUGCAAACAGCAGGUAUUGAAAUCGCUGAUUCCCAAGCCACUGAAGCCGAUCAAACAGAGAAAAAUGUGCCAAAUGUAUCAUUUCUCUUGGAUAGGAAUACGUCUAUAAAUAGUCUCUUGAACUCACCCUCAGUUCAGCCUUCGGAUUCGCAAGAGACUACUGCAGAAAGUACGCAACCUUUAACUGCUCCAUCACAUCCAGAAAAUUCAUCUGGGCUGAAGACAAUCAAAUCUGAGUCAAGUUCGGAAUUGGAUUCAGCUACGCCCUUGGGGUCAAACCAGAAUCUCAAUUUGGACUCCCCUAAUCUACUGAAAGAGUCCAAAAAACUCUCAAAAAAGAAGCAAAUUCCAUCAUUCUUAAUGAAGCUACCAAUGAUUGAUAAGCGUCCAAUAGAUUUAUAUAAGCUUUUCCGUUCCGUGGUUAUCAGAGGUGGCUUUGUCGAGGUUAUUAACAAAAAAUUAUGGGCACAGAUAGGACGAGAGUUGGGAUAUAAAGGAAAAAUCAUGACCAGUUUGAGUAGCUCUCUUAAGUCUUCCUAUCAGAGGAUAUUAUACCCUUUCGAAGUGCAAUUAGGUCAAAGAAAAUUUGGACUUGCUGGAUUGGAUACCCCAGACCAGGGCAAUGAAGAGGAUCGCAAUCCAGCUCACACUGUGAAAGUGGAGGAUGAAGUUGAUUACAAAGAGGAGCCCAAUAUUAAUGGCAAAAGAGAAAUUAACCAAAUGAGCACGGAAUCUAGAAAACGGAGAAAUCCAUUAAUUUUAGGUUCAGGGAUUGAAUUUCAAAGAUCAGUUCAACUUAAGGGGUCGAAAGGUUUCCUAGUGAAUACACCCCAUUUGAUUGAUAUAAAGCCACCAAUAUCUUUCACUAUUAAAGAUGAAGAUAAUAUUUCUACAAAGAAAGGAAAAAAGGGGCAAGAAAUAACUGAGUCACCAAUUUUGCCACAGAAUCAACUUAACCAUUCCUUAUCCAACAUGCUUAACAGUCCAUCAAAUAGUUAUCAAGAUGAAUCAGGCUUAAAAGCAGUGCCUAAAAUUGCAUCUAUCUACUCGAUGCGUCAAUUUAUGGAAAAGGACUUGAAGUUUCAAGAGUUCAUAGUUCAGCAUAAUGCGUCAUCUUUCAAUAAGAUGUCUGCAAAUUUCCCUAGCUUCUAUCAUUUCAAUGAACCAAAUAUGCCAAUUCCGGAGAGAAACUUCAUCAAGUUUGAUAAGUAUGAAGAACUAUAUUGGAAAUUCGUACUGAACGAGGAUUCCAAUCAUCCGUUGUUAAAGGAUGGACUUGAAUUGGAGCAUGGCGAAAAUCUUCUUAGUUUGAUCCACGGAUCUGGAUUCGUGAAAAUUGGUGAUGAUUUGAUGAAUUAUAAGAAUAAUUUGAACAAUCUUAAUAUCAAUGCUUCGAGCAAUAAGAUCAUCAACACGGCCAACAAUAAGAUAAUUAACACGUUUGUUCCAAACACGAAUACUCAGGUUAGUUCUAAUAGCUACCCUACUGGAAGUAAUCCAAUUUCGUCAACUACAACCCCAGCGAAUGAUGUUGAUCUGUUCAAUACUGACUAUUACAUAUCCAAUAUUCUUCAAUCAGCAAUGAACCCUUGGAAUUUGCACAAUCUCCCAGUACUUCCAAACUCCCUAUUUGGUGCUUUAUCUGAGAAUGAUAUCAACAAUCAGGAUUUAACCAACUCUAGGAUUAACAUUGGUAUGACCUUCAGUACACAGAAUUGGAAAUGUGAAGAUCAUUUCACACAACUUAUAAACUACCAUUUUUUUGGUGCCUUCAAGAAGUGGUAUUUCAUUCCUGAACUGGAGUUUGAGAAGUUUGAAGCCUUGAUUCUAGAGGUAAAUGAAAGCAACAAAGAUAGAGUUAGUAUCAACAAUGACAAUUGGGCCAUUGAAGAGUUGUUGGAACUAAUUGGAAACAAUGAGGGCUCUGAAAUUAGGGGGUUGGAGUAUGAUACUUUAGUGAACUCUUUGGAAAACAUGAUAAAUCCCUUCCAAGAUGAACGAUUGCCUCAUUCCAAUGUCGAAUUCCAGAAAUUGAUAAGUGCAAAUAGCAAAAAAAUCAGAUUCAACCAGGACUUUUUAAUAACACCUCAGAUGUUAAGAGAAAGAGGCAUUAAAUACUCGACUACCAUUCAAAAGCCUGGUGAAUUUGUCGUGAAGUCAUCCAAAACAUAUUCAUUAGCUCUCUCAUUCGGAUUGAACUUCAGCGAAGAAGUCAAUUUUGCCACCCAAACCUGGCUACCUUAUGCCACUGAAGCAGAACAAUGGUUAGCAAAACAGUCCAUACUACCAAAUUUCCUGACAUUCAAAUUAUUAGUAAAUUUGAUUCAAUUAUAUGAUUCAGGUAAAAGCAUUGGAUUUAAUUCCCUGAUUUACUCAAAAGUGGGAUCAUUCUACGAGGAGAUGUACCGAAAUGAGCUAGAAAUUCGAUUUAAAAUUAGGAAGCUCAAGAUUAAGGAGAUGAUUAUCGAUAGUGAAAAUACUUGUGACUCUAUUUCCGAUGAUAAUUUUGUGAAUGCAUUUCCAUCCAAAAUUGUUUUGACCGACCGUUCCACAAGUCAAUCCUUCAUUUUGGCACCUUCUACGUUCAUUAAACUUCAUGAUGAAAAGAUAAUCCCUUUUGAGAAAUUUAAAAUAGAAUUUCAUUUGUUCUACUCAGAUGAUAAGUUGAGAAAUUUUUCAAGAAUAUUGAAUGGAUAUUCUAUUGAUUAUGAGCAGUGGACUCAGAAGUACGAAGAAUUAAUGACUGAGAAUACUGACCUUGCGCUUAAGGUGUACAAGGGCCUUCUUAAUGAUGGAGAGAGAAUCUAUUCUGCUAUAUCUUCGGCCAAUUUUUUAAUCGGAGGAAGCUCAGAGGAAGAUAAAAAGAGAAUCAAUGAAUUGAAUAAGUUUAAGAAUCAUAUUGAGAACUUAAAAUUGUUCAUUGAAGACUCAAACAAGUUUAUUGACGAGUGUCAGAAUUUGUUAGCCAUAAAACACCAUCAAAGAAUAAGGUCAGGGAAUGAAUUUCAGUCGUCGAAGGGAUUGGAGGAUUUAGUCAAAUUAGUAGACCGGAUUCCAACACUUAACUUUUCUUGCAUAGAAAUAGAUCAAAUCCUUGAGUUCAAGUCAGAAAUCGAGAAUUUUGAUAAGGCGUCUAGAAUGUUAUUGUCGAAGAAGAACAGAUCUUUGAAGGAAUUUGAUGACUUGAUUGAUUUAGGUGAAAGUUUCGGUAUUGAAAUCCCAUCAUUGAAAUUCUUGAUCAGAAUUAGAGAUCGUCUCAAGUGGUUGUCUAGGUUUAACCUCAUAGAAAAAGGAGACGACCCCUUCAGUGACAAGAAGGAAAUUUUCACAUUGCAACAUCUUCAGGAUUUCUUUGACACCGGAUUGAAAGUUCUCUCUGAAGUGGACCUUCCUAAAAUUAUCGAGCUCGAGAAAAUUCUCAAGAGUAGUUUGAAUUUCAACAAGGAGUUAGAUCGCUUUUUACAAUACGAAUCAGCAGAUCAAUUGAAUCUUGACCAGCUCCAGAAGUUUGUUGCAAAGUUUCAGGGUGAAAGACUUUUCUUAGGGCUUGAAACGUACAACGAACUUUCCAAGGUACAUUUGAAUUCUAAGUUGAUCACUCAAUACAUUGAAUUCAAAGAGCAAAAGUACUCGAAGUACUCGUACUCAGAUUUGAGGACUUUGCAGAGCAGCUUAGUUGAAAACGAAAUUCGAUUUAAUCCUCAAGAGAUUGUGCACAAAUUAUACUCAACAGAGCAAUGGGUGUAUAGACUUUGGGAAGAGGUUAGAAAUAAGAAAGUUGUUACCACUUUGAGUAAAGAGAUGGACCUCAAGCAUCUAAACCCAAAGUUCACCUUAGAGGGAAGACUCAUCGAAAAGUUUUACCAGUUUUUGUAUAAAAAUGAGUUUAACUUUGCUGUGGAAGAUACACACGAAAUUUCCUCAGCAUACCUCAUGAAAUUUGUUGAUCCUGAGAGUGAAAUUGCACCUACUUAUUAUUGCAAUUGUCGUGAGUAUGAAUUUGGCACGAUGAUUGAGUGUGAUAAGUGUAAUGAAUGGUAUCACAUUGUAUGUGUUAAUGAAGGUGAAGAACAUCAAGGUAACGAUGAUGAGAGCUACACUUGUCCUGUGUGUCAAUUGAUUGAGUCAAAUAGCACAACAGAUGAGUAUCUUAGAGGAAAGGUCACUUGGAAUCGCGUCAAAGAGAUGGUGGACGAGGGCAGAGGUUUGAAGGUCUACCCAGCGAAUGAGUUAAACUCGUUAGAAGAGGUUUACUUGGGCUUCACCAAGCAUUAUGAGGAUGUGAGAAAGAAAAUUGAAGAAGCAAAGAGGGAUCCAAGAUCGUCGGAAUUGAGGCUCGAUCUUUUUAAGUUUUUCCUCAGGAAGUUGUAUGGUAGUGGAAUUUUAUUCCAGGACUUGUUGGAAGAGGUUGUGAAUUUAGUGAGAGAAGAGGAGCGUAAGAUUGCUAUGCAACAACCCGUGCCACAGCCCGCAGAUGUCGAGGUACCAUUGCACGAAGUGAAUGGUAAUCAUAUGGCACUGUCUAGCUCUAUUGACAAACAGCAAAUUACCACCGGCCAAACAGUCAUAGGUGUCCAAGAUGCAACUGCCCCAAUAGACAGAACAAGCGCAGAACCGCCAAUUUCGGCCCCACAGCUCCCCAAUGACAUUCAGCAAACACCAGCAUCAGUUUUGGAAGCUCAAUCUGUGUUACCAAUCCGCAAUACCGACCCAUCGGUUUCUGCUUCACCAGACCAGCCAGGACAGAGCCAGCAAGUGCAAAUUGAGCUGGAUGUGACUGAACCAGCCGUUGAUCCCGCUCUAGCUACCUCAGGCACCAUGCAGGGCCAGUCCCAAUCUGCUGUUGUACUGCCUCCAGUAGUUUUACCUGCUAGGGCUGAGCCAGCUGUUUUUCCAGCGUCCGAUCUCCCUCCGUUGGAGUCUACAAUAGACCAGUUAAUUCAAGCUACCCACAGUCCUGUUGACAAUCUGAAUCAGAGCACAUCGGAGUCUGGCCAGAACUAGUAUGUAUUGACGUGGGAGACUAAUAUACCAAAUAAAUAUUGAUAGAAGCAUUGUAAAUUCGCAAAACGUAUCGUAGUCAAAUUAGGGCCUUUUAUCACCAUUCUUCCACCUGUGGCCUUUACAAUUUGGCUCUUGACCACAUAUUUAUCGUAUCAUACGGAACCACUUCGCCCCACAUCCGUUGCAGCUGCUAGUCUUGGUUCAAUAUUCC